Molecule: messenger RNA, 720 nt
Organism: Microthlaspi erraticum
Lineage: Eukaryota; Viridiplantae; Streptophyta; Magnoliopsida; Brassicales; Brassicaceae
Source: the annotation of a GenBank genome assembly
AUGGAAGGAACUUUCUUAAUGUCUGAUGCUCAACGAGCACACGACGAUGGCUUCACUGUCAAACAAAAACCUAAUCUCAUCGUGGACCAAGCUAAUGAAAGUGGAUGUUUUGAUUGCAACAUCUGUCUAGACACAGCUCAUGAUCCAGUCGUCACUCUCUGCGGACAUCUCUUCUGCUGGUCUUGCAUUUACAAGUGGUUACAUGUUCAGUUAUCUUCCGUCUCCAUUGAUCAUCACCACCACCACCAGAACAACAACAACAACAACAACUGCCCUGUCUGCAAAUCCAACGUUACCAUCACCUCAUUGGUUCCUCUCUACGGAAGAGGCAUGUCUUCUUCCACUCUAAACUCCAAGAAGCAAGAAUCAAACUCCGCAGAAAAAAUACCAAGAAGACCCUCUCCAUCAUCAAUCUUAACCAAUCCAAGCUUGCAACAACAUCAAACCUUGCCUCCAACGUUUCACAACCACCACCAAUAUUCACCUCGCGGCUUCACCACGACGGAAUCAACCGACCUUGCCAACGCGGUGAUGAUGAGUUUCCUCUACCCGGUGAUCGGAAUGUUCGGGGACUUGGUCUACACCAGGAUAUUCGGAACCUUCACAAACACGAUAGCUCAGCCUUACCAAAGUCAGAGGAUGAUGCAGUCUGAGAAGUCUCUUAACCGGGUAUCCAUAUUCUUCCUUUGCUGCAUCGUCCUCUGCCUCCUUCUCUUCUAG